Molecule: messenger RNA, 513 nt
Organism: Arabidopsis lyrata subsp. lyrata
Lineage: Eukaryota; Viridiplantae; Streptophyta; Magnoliopsida; Brassicales; Brassicaceae
Exons: 1
Coding region: 1-513 (170 amino acids)
Molecular function (GO): zinc ion binding
Source: RefSeq, a predicted model, not a curated record
AUGUUAGGGCAACAGUUGACUACGGUGUCGGAAGGCGGCUCAAGCUCGACGGUUCAGGAGCUCGACAACGAGAUGACAGCGGGAGGUUACGAAUGCGACUGCGGGACGCAGGCAUUAAUCUUCCAAGCAUGGACAGACGCAAAUCCAGGCCGACGAUUCUAUAGAUGUGGUGCGGGUAGGAGAAGCGAAUGUAACUACUUCCGAUGGAGAGACCUUGAAAAGCCACAUGGAUGGCAGAAAAAAGCACUUUUGGAAGCAAGGGACUUGAUCAAAGCACAAGAUGCAGAAAUUAAGAGACUUAGGGAGACUCAAGCUGAAGGAAUCGAAAGCUACGCCGGUGAGGUAAGUAUAGAAUAUCAGAAAAAAAUGCAGGACUUGGAGAUGGAAAAGAAAGCUUUAGAAAGCGAUUUGAAGACAAGCAAGGAGAAGGAACAAACGCUCCGCGAAGUACUCCUAAUUUCAUGGAUAGGAUUUAUUUGUAUCUUCGCGACCGUCAUCCAUGCCUUGAAGUAA